UUGUGUUUGUUAUAAAUACCGUGUGCACAUGUGUCUCCUUAAGAGAAUUCUAGAGCUUUCCUUCUGUUCACACAUUCAACAUGCUGGUGCAAAAGCUAAGUUGGAUCACUGUGCUGCUCGUACUGUGUCAACAUGGUGUAGAAGCAAAAAGGAUAGUUGCCUGUGAAGGAACAUCUGCAUUUCUCAGAUGUCAUUGGGGAUCAAUAAGGAUCAUGAAUGCCAACUAUGGGCGAACUGAUGACACAACAUGCCCUAGCUCAUCAAUGUAUAAUUUAAACUGUUUCUCAGCAACAUCCCACCAUGCAAUGUCUGUUCGGUGUGAUGGAAAUAAGAGCUGUUCUGUUCCUGCAGUGAACUCAGUUUUCGGUGAUCCUUGUUAUGGGACUUAUAAAUACCUGGAUGUGUCUUAUGAAUGCCAAUUAUGAAGGGGAACAGGUGCAUUGGGAAGAAGUCUUGUCAGCUAGUGCUUCAAAUUCUGUCUACUCUGAUCCAUGUCAGUGUGUCCAUAGGUAUCUGGAAGUGAGGUACAGCUGUAUAGCUUAUAAUUUUGUGAUUAUCCUGCUGCAUAAAUGUAUUUUUUUGUGUAUGUGUUUUAAAUACAAACAGUCUCUCUCUAUUAUUGAUAUUGGAUGCUGAUAAUCUUGUUUUUGGUCUGUGAAAUAGUGAUUUGUUUCAAUGAAGGGUCUAUCUAAAAACAGACAAAACAAAACAAUGCAUUUAAAUAUGGAGCUUAGAAUAAAAUUGAAGAUUAAAACACACCUGUAAUUUUACAACUUAUUUCUUAGGAAAGAGUUACUGAUCAUGUGUCAACAAAUGAGAAAAAUUGGAAGUAAAAUGUCUCAAAAAGUAAAAUGUCCAGAUGUUUUAGAAAUGGGCUAUCAUUAUCAUGUAUCUAUCUAUUAUAUUAUCAUUUAUCUGUACGUAAAUGUAUAAAAACUGCAAUUUUUUCAAACAGCAAACUGUAUAAAAAUAAAUAAAACAGCACCAUCUACUCAGCACUGCCAAAUCUCAUUAAUGGAGAACGAUCAAGAGAUCUAGUGAGAAAAAAAAACUAAAAUUCUUGUAGAACAAUCUACAAAACACAAGAGUUGUCUUUAAUUCUUUAAUUCGGUUUUUAUUUCUUUAUUUUUUUUUUAAAGCUGUUAUGUAACAACUUAUGUUGUACAACUUGGAACAUUUUGUAAAAUGCAAUAAAAUCAAGAAUCUGUGCUUUGUUAA
Megalobrama amblycephala (Wuchang bream) is the source of this 1218-nucleotide messenger RNA. Its product is annotated as L-rhamnose-binding lectin CSL3-like. Bases 81 to 425 code for a protein of 114 amino acids. Gene Ontology annotation, molecular function: carbohydrate binding. Lineage: Eukaryota; Metazoa; Chordata; Actinopteri; Cypriniformes; Xenocyprididae. The transcript is spliced from 6 exons. The record is from RefSeq and is a predicted model, not a curated record.